GCCCGCGCUAGCCCCAUCAGGUAGAGGAAUGUCAUCGCGAAGGCCAUCCACCCAUGCCACCCAAUCUCGUCAUCCAAUUUUUUUUUUUUUUUGAUGCAGCAUGCUAGCGGCAAUUUCUUGUGUCAUGUUGCCCGUGGUCAUCCGAUUGACCGAUUGAGCCGCAAGAAGAACCACGUCCGACUUCUGGGCACCCUUCCGACCCCGACUGCCCGAUCCACAACACCCGGCCAUCCACGUCGCCGCCGGGGAAUCCCACCUUUGCGAUUCGGCAGCCCGACCCCACACCCAUACAGCAGCGACCUGAUGCGGUACGGCCUGUCGUCCAAAACACGCAAGCGCAUCAGUACCACUAGCAAAAUCCCAAACCCAAAAUCUUGACUGGAGUAGCUGUACUGCUGUUGUAGCCACGCAGCUGGGCGCACAUAGGGACCAGAAGGGGAAGAACAAUAACACAGACCAUGUCGUCAGCAACCUCCACCAUGAUCCCCCGCUUUCUCCUCCCACAGUACGGGCGCAUCUGGCAACGGCCCACCCAAAAGCUUAUCCAGCGCCGUCUCGCAUCCACAAAGUCAACAGCGGAAGCCAACACAACGCCAUCCGGCCAGCGCGUCCUCGCGAAACCCGAGCGCUUCAACCCUCCUUCACACGGCUCCCGACUCCCCAGCAAGAAAAACGUCCCGCGGCACUAUGGCGGCGACCUCAGCUUCCAGGAGAAGCAGGCCCAGGCGCAAAAGGAAUACCCGGGCCUGAUGCCCGGCGAGGGAACCUUCGGGUGGUGGUUCUGGAAUAACAAGUGGUUUCACAUGUGUUUGACCCUGGGGUCCCUCUUCGCCAUAGCCAUCUACACCGCAACCGAGAACUUCAAGCGCACCUCUCCCUUCGCCGACAUGCUCCCUGCCCGCGGUGACUUUUUCAGCCACCCUAUCGACUCCUUCAGUCACCUGGGCCAUGUCAUCCGGCUGCACGAGGCGCACAAGUCCGCCGAGAUCUCGGCCAGGAGACAGCGGGCCAUCGACGAUGUAGCCAAGCGGACCAUGUAUAGGAAGGCGCACGGCCUGCCCGAGGAGCAGGGCAUUGCGGGCUUCAUCAAGCUGAAGGAACCGGAGCGGAUUGCUAGCGUGUCGAGAGGGGUGUUGGAACCGGAGGCUACAGCGUCUGCCGCUAAGGCAGAGCCGCAGCAGCAGGAGAAGCAGUAAUGGGCCGUUGGUAACUUGAGGCGGAAGUGAAGGUGGUGUAAGGAACUUGCGGCUUGAGAUGGAAAUGAGGGAAUGGGGCGUGGGCAAUCAUAGCGUGGUAUUAGCGCUGUGAUUCCGAUCACGCUACCCCGCGGCUGUCUCCGGAAGAAGGUGGAAUGGAAAGAGGUAUAGUCUACGGAAGAGGAGAUGCUUGUGAUGACUAUGUGUACGAUUAAGUGUUAUUAAUGACUUAACGGGCAGCGGGCACAGAAAAGCAUGUUUAGCGUUAGAUUUUGGAAUAGGGGU
Messenger RNA from Neurospora hispaniola, 1481 nucleotides. RefSeq lists its product as uncharacterized. Lineage: Eukaryota; Fungi; Ascomycota; Sordariomycetes; Sordariales; Sordariaceae. The record is from RefSeq and is a predicted model, not a curated record. Bases 459 to 1196 code for a protein of 245 amino acids. The transcript is spliced from 2 exons.